AUUUUCGAUAGCUGCUUCGUACGCCGAUCUCGUGUUCAAUGCACUUUGUAAUUCAUAAUUCAUAAACUGUCGAACUAAGAUAUUUUAGGACUCAGUUUGUGGAGUACCGUUUACAUCAGGAUUUUUGAAAUUAUGUUCUGAUCUCGUAGCAAUCUGGAAAAUUAAACAUUGUAAAUUAUUUAAUAGUUUUUUUUUCAUUCGUCAUGUCUUUAGCAGAACCCAGAAAACGACGAAAAAAUGCUAUACAAAGUAUUAAUUUGUCGGCCCCAAAUCACUGGGCAAAUGAUGAUUCAAAAUUUGGUCAGCGGAUGCUUGAAAAAUUUGGUUGGUCUAAAGGAUCUGGUCUUGGAAAAAAUAAACAAGGAAUAUCAGAAAAUAUAAGAGUUGAACACAAAGUUCACCCUACAGGACUAGGAUUUAUAGCAAAUAAUGCAGAUGAUUGGUUCAAAGCAGGCGAAGAUUAUUCACGCUUAUUAUCUCAGUUAACAGAGAAGUUUGACCAAUACCAAGCACUAUCAGAAUCAAAUAGAGAUAUAUCUUCUAAAAAAUCACUUGUUCAAAAUUCACUAAAUUCAAGAUCAAGAGUACAUUACCACAAAUUUACCAGGGGAAAAGAUUUAACGCAAUACAAAAGUGAAGAAUUGACAUGCAUAUUAGGAAAAGGUGUUAAAGAUAACGAUGAAAGUUCAAAUGGUUUAAAUAUGAAAGAAUAUUUUGAAUCCAAAAAAGAACGUAAAAAUUUACAAACAGAUAAACAUGAUACAUCAUCAAGUGGUGAAGAUUGUACAAUUAUUAAUAAUAAUAAUAUGGAAGAAGAAACUGCUAUAAAAGGAGAAUCGGAAACCGAAGAACUUGAAGUAAAUACUACGCUAUUGAAAAAAAAUAAACGCAGAGCCAAACAGCUAAAAGAUACUGAGCUUAUAUCUACAAAUUCAGAUGAAAUUCAGUUAAAGAAAAAAAAAAAAAAAAUGAAAGAACUCGCCUGUGAAAAAAUUGAUGAUAUUGAACUGUCAAAAAAAAAAACUAAGAAAAAUAAAUUACCCAUCAACGAAAAUGUAGAUGAAGUGUCAGAAGAAGAUGACUACAAAACAGUAGUUAAAAAUGAUGCUGAUGAACAAGACUCAGAAUUGGUUUUGACGAAUAAAUAUCAAAAUUUAGUUGAUCUUUUAAUAGAGAACAGUUCUGCUGGUACUACAUUUUGUAAAGAUUCAUCAUUGAGUCCUUUGUUCCAAAAAAAAAUAAAAGAGUUUGCUGAUAGUGUUGCACACCAAUGCUCGACCACAGUUGGUUCUACUGAAGUAAAACUAUCAUCAAAAAAAGAAGCAUCUCCUAAACCAAUAACUUUGAAUCCGGAUGCUGAAAAUUUUGUUAAGGACUUUGAGGAACAGAAAUCAAAAUCUCUUGAGAUUAUAUCUAAACGUCAAGAAAUGGCAAAGUAUGUAAAUGAAAAAUCAAUGUUUAUUGCCAAUCACGGGGAUGUGUUAUUCUUUGGUAGUAAUAUAAAUGAUAUCAAAGGCUAUGGUGAAUGGUAAAUUAAAUUUUAUAAUAAAUAACAAUAUUCUUCAAUA
Melanaphis sacchari is the source of this 1568-nucleotide messenger RNA. RefSeq names its product PIN2/TERF1-interacting telomerase inhibitor 1. Gene Ontology annotation, biological process: regulation of ribosome biogenesis. NCBI's taxonomy places the organism in Eukaryota, Metazoa, Arthropoda, Insecta, Hemiptera, Aphididae. Gene Ontology annotation, molecular function: telomerase inhibitor activity; nucleic acid binding. The record is from RefSeq and is a predicted model, not a curated record. Gene Ontology annotation, cellular component: nucleolus.